UCAGACAUGAUUUCACCCGCAAGAAUGAUGCUUUGAGAACGAGCAGAUGGCUGUUUGUGUCAGCGAGGGCUAAUUUCUCCAAUCACAAGCUCAUCCCCUCCUCUUUGCACAAAGCUGUUUCAGUGGAGUCAGGAUGAUUUUUCCUCAAAGGAAGCGGAAUGUGUUCCUGGUGAUGAUCCUGGUUGGUGGUGUGUCAUUCAUUGUCGCUGUGGUCCAUUACAUCCACCAGGCUCCCUAUCACAUUAUACUCUCACAGCUGGCUAGCAGACCGGGCGCUGACAGCCUGAGCCAUUUCUUCAGUGCGUUUGGUCAGAGUAACAAGGUGCUCCAAGGCUAUGUCAGCAUCCCCGAGCAGCAGCCCCUGGUCCUCACCUGUCAACAGUGCAGCAUCGUCUCCAGUUCUGGGCAGAUGCUGGGCAUGAAGCUUGGCGCUGAGAUUGACCAGUCGGAAUGCAUAUGGAGGAUGAACAAUGCUCCAACUGUAGGCUUCGAGACCGACGUAGGCAGCAGGACCACAGUGAGGGUGGUCUCCCACACCAGCACCCCACUACUUCUCCGGCAAGGGGCUUUCCUCUCCGGCCUCAACAGCUCCUUCCACGUCUUCUGGGGCCCGCAGCGCAACAUGAGACGGGACGGCAAGGGAAUCGUCUACAACAUGCUCAGGACCGUCCGCAAUCGCUUCCCAGAUGCCAAAAUUUACACCCUGACAGAAGAAAAGAUGAGAUUCUGCGAUGUCACUUUUAAAAGGGAGACUGGGAAAGACAGGGUGCUGUCUGGCUCUUACCUCAGUACCGGCUGGUUCACCUUCAUCCUGGCAAUGGAGGCCUGUGACACCAUUGACGUCUACGGAAUGAUCAAUGAUACGUACUGCAGGGCUGAAGGGCACAAGAACGUCCCAUACCAUUACUACGAGCCCAAUGGUCAGGAGGAGUGCACGGAGUAUUACAUGCAUGAAAAUGCCCGCUAUGGAGGGCACAGGUUCAUCACAGAGAAAGCGGUGUUUGCCAAGUGGGCCAAGGAGAGGAAGAUCAGGUUCUUCAAUCCCACCUGGCAAGUAUCCUGACCAAGGCUCCGUCAUUGAACUGCAUUCCUCGGAGAUCAGUGGCAAUGGUCAGGUGCUCACUUCACUAACUGAGCGCAGCGAAGUCAUCGUUUUGAGUGAACGCAGGCUAGUUUCUAUUUCUGUGCGCCGCCAAUAAAUGUUGCCCCACCCAGCUGUUGGUGUGAGGACCAAUUGUUGUUCUUCAUUUGCUUAUGGAGAAGUAAAGUGCAGUCAGGCUGAGGUCCCGCUGGUUUAUGCAAAAAGAGUUUGUCAGCACUGCCGUCCUUCAGUUGAGACACUUCCUCCAUCGCAUCACACUUUCUAAGUAUCUUGUUGGCUGGGAGUCACUUUGGAACCUCGAAAGGGAUGUGGGAAUGCUCAAGGAAGGCAAGUUUGUCUUCCUUUGAAGGCUGGGGGGGGAAUCAUUGGUGAAGACCUCCAUCCCAGAGAAGGGAAGGCGAGGAAAACUGACGGCAGUCUCGUGUUCGCGCAGUGAUUUGUGGAAAUGGUAUUCUAAUACUACUCACUACCGAACUCGUAACAAACACAACCUGUAUUCUAGCAUCCGUUUAUUCAGUUUCUCUGAUUGAUGUUCACUAACUUUCAAUGACAAGUCCUAUUUUGUGAAUGCCCUGGAUACGAUUCCCGUGCUAACCUGGUUCAUCUGCUGUCUGAAGAGGUUGUAUGCUAUUUUUUGCUGGGCAUAUCCACACGUCAGCAGCAGGUGCCUGUACUAUGCUCCCAGACAGCACAGAAGUAGGUCCUCCUGUCCACUACGUUCAGGUCUACCAUCACACCACUUUGAUGAGCACUUUCACUUUGUCUGGUGGCCAGCCAUUUAAUUCCAAUCCCCAUUUCCUUUUCAACAUGUCAAUCCAUGGCCUCCUCUACCGCUACGAUGAGGACACUGUCAGGUUGGAUGAGCAACACCUCAUAUUCCGACUGAGUGGCCUCCAGCCUGAUGGUGUGAACAUCGAUUUCUCUAACUUCAGUAACUUGUUCUCUCUUCUUCUAUUCACCACUCUAGCUCCCCUCUUACCUCUUUUUCUCCUCACCUGCCCAUCAUCUCCACCUUGGCUCCAUCAACUUCCCUUUCUCCCAAGAUCCACUCACCUCUCCUAUCUGAAUCCUUCUUCUUUAACCCAUUAACUUUUCCACCUUUCACCUCCCAGCUUCUCACUUCCUCCACCCACCCUCACCUGUCUGCACUUAUCACUUUCUAGCUUGUA
Hypanus sabinus (Atlantic stingray) is the source of this 2271-nucleotide messenger RNA. Its product is annotated as alpha-N-acetylgalactosaminide alpha-2,6-sialyltransferase 3-like. Lineage: Eukaryota; Metazoa; Chordata; Chondrichthyes; Myliobatiformes; Dasyatidae. Bases 134 to 1063 code for a protein of 309 amino acids. Gene Ontology annotation, molecular function: alpha-N-acetylgalactosaminide alpha-2,6-sialyltransferase activity. The record is from RefSeq and is a predicted model, not a curated record. The transcript is spliced from 5 exons. Gene Ontology annotation, biological process: oligosaccharide metabolic process; ganglioside biosynthetic process.